Molecule: messenger RNA, 1275 nt
Organism: Ogataea parapolymorpha DL-1
Lineage: Eukaryota; Fungi; Ascomycota; Pichiomycetes; Pichiales; Pichiaceae
Product: F-box protein
Exons: 1
Coding region: 1-1275 (424 amino acids)
Source: RefSeq, a predicted model, not a curated record
AUGGCUAACAAGAGCCGGCCCAAAAAGACUAGGGGCCAGCUGUACAAGAAAUACGUAUAUGGGGUAAAGGACAACGACCCGGUUGAUGUUGAGACAGAAACCACGCUGCAGCAGGAGGUUUUCUCCGAGGUGUGGAAUGGCUAUGUUUGGCCUCGGUCUCAGUUCCAGAAGGUGGAUGUUCUUAAAGUUUCUGUUGCCCUGGGGCGUGGGAUGGUUGUGCAGGAGGAUCGGAUGAAGCUGCCCUUUGAGCUUAUUCUGUUAAUUUUGGAACACACAGAACACCCGUACUGCCUGAACCAUCUCCUGAUCAGCCGUGCGUUCUACUACGUCCUGAUGCCCAAGUUGUAUUAUUAUCCGCGCCUCAAGUCGUCAAACUUUGCGCAAUUUGUCGAUCUCAUAUCCCAGCACCAGAACAAGAAACGGUUCGAGGGACUCGUCAAGAUUCUUGAUCUGUCCCAAAUCAUACAGUCAGGAAAGAACUCGUAUGUUUCGAAGCUACUGAGGCGGUUCAGCGGGUCUCUAGAAGUAUUCAUUGCGUCGCAAGCCAGUUUCGGGCUUUCGCCACUGAUCAGUCUGCGACUGUGCCAUAACCUGAAGAUACUGGACUUGCGACUCGUCUCCGAGACUGUGAACCUGAAAGAGCUGUUCAACUCCAUUAAAUCAGCUCCGCUUCUAGAACAGCUUUCAUUUCCUCGGUCCUCGAUCUCGUGUGAGGAUUACGACAUGGAAUGGCCGUCCAAGCUCUGGUAUUUGCGGCUUCAGGGCGGCAUAUCUAAUAAGUUUCUCACCGAGUCGCGGUUUCCGGCCUCCAUCACGUCGCUGGAGUUCGCUCACUGUCCAAAUAUUACCGGAGAAGCGAUCAACGAAAUGCUCAUGCACAUUGGAUACAACCUGCGGCGGCUUUCCAUUUUCUAUCCCAUGCCAAAACUCAAAAGCAACUCUCUUGACACGGUCUUCCUUUACUGUCCAAACCUUGUUUAUUUAUACAUCAACAUCGAGUACUUUUCCAAAGACCUGUUUCAUGACGAGCUGCUGCCGCCGUUGGAAGAAUACCCGCGUCCGUUGCGCACACUAUGCAUUGACUCCUCAGGACUGCUGGGCCAAGGGUCCAAGAUCCACCCGGACGAUCUCACCAUUGCGCUAUGGGAAGAGCGAUUACCCUGUUUGACAAGUCUAAAGGUGAGCAUGAUGCUGGGAUGGAACUACGACAGCGACUCGGUCCAGGAUCUCGUGAACGAGCUCGAAGACAGAGGCGGCGCGCUAUACAAAAUGUAG